Pediculus humanus corporis (human body louse) is the source of this 360-nucleotide messenger RNA. RefSeq lists its product as uncharacterized. The record is from RefSeq and is a predicted model, not a curated record. The coding region runs from base 1 to 360 and encodes 119 amino acids. NCBI's taxonomy places the organism in Eukaryota, Metazoa, Arthropoda, Insecta, Psocodea, Pediculidae. Gene Ontology annotation, molecular function: cAMP binding. The transcript is spliced from 4 exons. Gene Ontology annotation, biological process: spermatogenesis.
AUGAAAUUAAAUAAAAACUUGUCAGGUGUUUUUGUUUGUUUAAAAUUUUUUACACCUUUCGGUCCGAACGAUCGAACAGACACCGACAUAAAAGCCAUUAUUGAUAGAUUAAGACGAAUCGAAUCGUUUAGCAGACUUUCGAAUCAGGUUUUGCAACAGUUAGCAGCCUGCGGAUUUUACGAAGAUCUCGAAAAAGGUGUUACACAUGUUGGUUCAACAUUUGGAGAAAACAUAUUAGACGAACAUCCGAGACACGCAACCGUUGCAACACAAACAACUUGCGAAUUAUUUCGCAUUAAAAAUCAAGAUUUCAAAUUGGUAUGGGAAAGAAAAGAAAAGAAACAAAAUGGAGAAUCGUAA